GGGGCCGUUUUCAUGUGGCGCAUGUCCGGAGCUUUCUCCGCGGAGGAAACACUUGGAAUGUGGCACAACAUCUGUUAUUCAAAGAGGCACAAUGUAUCGGACCUUGCCACCGUCGCAGGCUGAAAUUGAAACUUAACUGAAGGAAUUUUUUAAAACGGCUGUAUACGCAGCACGCCUACAACUGCGCAUGCCCCGGCCCCUUGGCCAGAAAUCGAGCAGUACCAGUGUCAGUUGCCGCAGUCUGGAGCUCCGACUCACCCCCUCCGCAAUAACAGUGCCACCGGAAUAGCAGUACCACCCCCCGCCAAUCGAGGCCAGCAGAAAAAGGAGGAGCAGCAGCAACAGCAGGUGACACCUGGGCCACCUCAAGGCUACUCCUUUCGGACAGUCACGGAAUGGCGGCCGUUGUCCAUGGUUGCAGCAGUCCCCGGCAGCGUUCCUGCAAUGGCAGCAGCUCUCCGGGCGGCCAUCAUGGCUCCACGCCCUCCUCCGCCUACCCCACCAUGCCGAAAUACUCCCGGACAGCCAGCCAAACCCUGUACGCCACCAGUCAGCAGCUUUUCGGCGGAGGUCUGACGGACAAUUACGGCAAUGGACCGCUCUACAUGUCCUCCGGCUCGGGGCAGCGCCCCCUUUCCGCCUCUGCUCUGCCAGAGACGGCGGCGGCCAGCCGGAAUUACUGGGGCCAUCAUAACGCCUUCUACCACACUGGGAGCAGGCACUACAAUAAGCGCAAGUCUGCCGUCGAGCUCCUGGCGGAGUCCAAGCCUUUCUACAUCAAAUCCGAGGCAGUUUUCGAGAGACUACAGCAGUCUGGCUACCGGAACGGAUCCGGAAACAAUGGAGGCAGUGGCAAGAGAGGUCGCCGACCGGAGGAGUCUCAUCACUAUGGGAUGCAGCAGUACGAUGAUCUUGAGGAGCGACGCUACAUGAGUCUGAAUCUCAGCAGGCAGCAGCAACAGCAGCAGCAGCAGCAGCAGUACCUGCACAAUCACCACCCCCAUCCCCACCCACACCAGCACCACCCACACCGUCACUCCGCCCAGGGCCAAGGUCAAGGCCGGGCGGGGGGUGGCAGUGGUGGAGCUGCCGUGAACAACAAUCUGCUGCAACACAAGCUGCGCAUGCUGCUUGGCUCGGAGGCAGGCAAGGAGCGAAAUGGAGGCGGCACCUUGAGGCGCCACGAAUUAAGUGACGGCAGUGCCGAGCUCCUGCCCACUGAUUAUGGCGAGGAUGAUGCUGGACAAGUGGGUGCCUUGAGGAUACCACCACCACUUUACAUGCCGGCCCAUGGAUUUGGACGUGACGGGGAGGAGCCACUGGUGCUCACGGAAAACUAUCGACCAAUUAGCCCGCCGGCGGAAUAUGCCGCCAAGUCGGGGCAAGCGCACAAUGAUCGUUAUAGAUACAACUACCAGCGCUCCUAUUCACACUCCCACGAAGUGGCCAAUGCUGGCGAGGAACGGGCUCCGUAUCCCUCCGGGGACUUCAAUAUCAACAGCCACAAGUCGCUGCCGGAUCUGCACACCCAGAUCAGCCGUCAUUCACCGCACAGUGAGAUUCUGAGCUGCUGCAGUCGAGGCAAUCGCUCCAUCAAGUCGGCUGGAGAGUCCUCUAUCAAUCGGGACUCUGGCGGGAGCUCUGGUCACUACACCCAUCGCAGUGAACCCUGCUAUAAGCGGGAGAGGCAGAGGGAAGCGGCGCCACCACCGGCCAGUGGCACCAUCAAGAACUGUUGCACCCUGGUGGCGGCCACGCGAAGAGACAGUGGCUCCUCCACUCAGCACAGUGCCAAUUCCUAUUGCGGUUAUGUCACACCGGCGGGUGAGUAUUCGGGCAUGAGUAGUGGACGUAAUCCGGAGUGCCUGGACUGCCGCUGCAAGCAGGAUACUAUGGGUUCGGAUUACCUAUUGAACUUUACGCCUACGCCGGAAGUGCCGGAGGCCUUCCAGGACGACUAUACCCCGACGCCGCCUUCGCCGCGCUUGAAGACCCAGACCCCUCGCUACUCGAGCUCCUCCAGCCAGCAGCUCCAUACCAGUUCCCAGGGUUACACGAGCAUCAAUCACUCGCAGAGCUCCCUGGUCCAGAGCCCAGGAUCGGCGCCCUCAGUGGACGAUAUUAGUCCGCCGCCAAUUCAGUUUAAACGUCAGAGGUGCAUCCGUUUUAAGAAUAGGAAUCGACUGCCUGUUCAAGGAGAAAUUGGAGUAGUCAGCGGAUCUGGAGGCGGCCUGGCCCCAGUAGGCGGCGUCCUGGCAGCCUAUAAGCAGCACCGCGGCAGUGUGGAGCACGAGAACGUGUUCUUCCCAAAAGGUUUCACUACAGAAGGCUACCACAAUAGCCUGGAAAUGGAAAGAGAGGCACUGAAUGCUAGCAUCUCAGAGCUGGAGAAGUUCUUCGACCGUCUUGGCCUCAACGACGAGGCCUUCCACGAGAUUUACAGCCAGCCGAGGAGGCACCACUCGGAGACAGACAACGGAUCGGAUGAUUCCAGCACCGUAUUCUUCUCGGACGUGAGCACGGUGGACUCCAUGAGACUGCCGGAUAGCACAGAGACCCAGCCACAGACCACGCAGGCCUACCGGCCCUCGGAGCCGCCUUCGAUUGUGGAGCGGAAUGCCAGGAUCAUCAAGUGGCUGUGCAAUUGCAAAAAGAUGCAGUGCACCUGAGGACUACAGGAGCAGUGCAGCUGCGGAUUUGGCCGAUGAGGGAUUGGCGGAAACGGAAAACCCGGGAGACGAAUGGAUUUGAGGAGUAUAGAGAAUCAUUUGGGCAAUAGAAAAUGUAUCUUGGUGUUAUAUGCCUAAUAUCAAACUGAAUCUUUUUACCUGAACAAUAUAUAUUAAACUUAAA
This is a messenger RNA of Drosophila ananassae, 2853 nucleotides long. Its product is annotated as filaggrin. The transcript has 5 exons. The coding region runs from base 396 to 2669 and encodes 757 amino acids. NCBI's taxonomy places the organism in Eukaryota, Metazoa, Arthropoda, Insecta, Diptera, Drosophilidae. The record is from RefSeq and is a predicted model, not a curated record.